CCUCCGCCCACUUCACCCCGACAACCAACGGAAAGGCGGCGCCAGCGUCGUGCGCCCAAUUCACAUGGGUAUCGAUUAUUGGAAGAAAAAAAUACUGUCAAAUACUAAUCAUCUUUUCUUCCCACCUUAAAAUCAUUGGUGGGGGGAGAGAAGCCUCCUCAUACGGCAGCAGAAGCUCUUGACACAUUUCGGUGUGAAAUUGGGAACUUCCUGUUGCAAGGUUCCAGACUUCGAAUAUCUCCAGAUGGAUCUGCGAGUGUUCUGCAAGGUUUCGCUUUAUUCACUCUUUUACUUCGCUGUGUUUGAAGUGGGAGCAACAAUUGACAUUGAUAAUGAGGACUUCAUCAGGGAAUGCGUCAAUACCCACAAUCUAUAUCGCUCGCAAGUAGAUCCUCCCGCCAGCGACAUGCUGUAUAUGUCCUGGGAUAGGAUUCUUGCUGAAGCAGCUCUCGCAUGGAGUAAGAAAUGCUGGUUUGAACAUAACAGUGACCUAAAAAAGCCAUGGAAACUUCAUCCAGUAUUCAGGACUAUUGGAGAGAACAUUUAUGUCCAGACAGGUUCCACUUUAAAUGUUCCUGCUGCAAUAAAAAGUUGGUAUGAUGAGGUUCAACAUUAUAAUUAUGAUUCUCGAAGGUGCACACGUGUAUGUGGCCAUUACACCCAGCUUGUCUGGGCAUCAAGUUACAAAGUUGGCUGUGCAGUUCACACCUGCCCUGGGGGAAUUACUGACUUCCACCCUCAGCUUUCAACUAUUUUUGUUUGUGAUUAUGGACCACCUGGAAAUUAUCAAAGACAUCCUUAUUUAAAAGGAAAAGCGUGUACUCAGUGCCCUGACAGUUGGUGUGAAAAUAAAUUGUGCAGAAAUGCAACACGUGAGAUGACAAGUGAUUCAAAUUCCUCAUGUGACAAUUACUGCAUUGCUGUUUUAGUAAUAAGACCGUUGACUCUUAUUAUUAUCGUCAGUGGAGUAUACCUUGUACAACAGAAGUACACCAACAUGUUUGCCUAUAUAUAAUACGUCAACAUUCUUCCAUGUCUGCAUUUAUAUCAGACCUGAAUAUUGGAUUUUGUGUGGUUGAGAGAAGGAAAGAAAAUAACACUUCCAUUAAAUCACAUGAAGAGUAGAUCAGUUCCUAUAGAGAAUAUAUCUUUCAUUAAAUUUCCCAAGUAAACCCAAAACAGAUAUGUAUUUUAAAUGUAAAAUCUCAAAAUUUCUGAUGAAUCAUAAGGGAUUAGGCCAAACCCAUCUGCAGUAUGUCUCAAAAAGUGAUACCAUGCCAACAUUUCAAUUUGUCAGUUGCUUUGUAAACUUCUACACACUUUUGGAAAUAACUUCAAUUUACCUGCAACAUCUAAGGAGGAAUGCAUCAGGGGAUGUCGGAUAUUUUAGAUUAGGACAAUCACUGAGUAUGAAAGGGAACAUUUUGUGAGGAACUCAUUUCAUUUUGCUGGUUAGUGACUGAAGUUUGAAUUUUGCUUUUAAGAUAUGCUUGUAUUUGUAAUCAUGUUAAUGGAGAUACAUCUUGAUCUUUUGUACUUUGAUGUUUUCUUGUGAGUAUUUCUGCUUACUAAUGUCAAGAAUAUUUCUACAUGGGAAUGGAGUUUUAUAUUUUAAGCUUUCAGCAUCAUCUACUCCAGAUUGAUCAUAAUACAGGCAAAUAAAAUAUAAAACUCUUUCAUAUGCUUUAAUUUGCACUUAGUUCAAAUAUCAAGUGUUUUAUUUGUAUACUUGCUUUAAGGUUUGUCACUGCCAAUUUAGGGCUGAUUUUGUCCUGUGGCUCGCACUCACUGAAUUAAUGGACAGAACUGGAUUCAUGUUGUCCAAAAUCACUGGAUGGACUCCGCCUAAAUUUAUUCUGGCAAUAGAAUUAUUCAAAAUGGGUUUCCAUAAAGAAAUUAUUUUUUCAAAAAGAGAUUACGACCUGAAUAAGUAUAGCUUUUUGGUAUAAAUUUGAAUCGAUGCAUUUAAGGAUUUCAUUCAAGAAACAAUAAAUUGACAUCACAAAUUGUAAUCAAAUUGUAAUUCAUACUCUUGGAACUUAUUUUUAAACAUUGAAUGAGGCAGAUGCAUGAUUCUAUUGAAGAAGAGAAAUCAGCGAUCAUUCACUCAUAAUUGCAAUAGUCUGUGGAUCAGCUAAGUCAUCCAAAUGUUAAUACCACUUUUGUCAACAUAUUUCACACUUUUAUGUCAUUGUACAUUUCAAGAUUGAU
Pristis pectinata (smalltooth sawfish) is the source of this 2211-nucleotide messenger RNA. RefSeq names its product glioma pathogenesis-related protein 1-like. Lineage: Eukaryota; Metazoa; Chordata; Chondrichthyes; Rhinopristiformes; Pristidae. The transcript is spliced from 6 exons. Gene Ontology annotation, cellular component: extracellular region. Bases 245 to 1015 code for a protein of 256 amino acids. The record is from RefSeq and is a predicted model, not a curated record.